CCUACAGAGUAAAAUAUAUUCAAAGUUCUCAAAUUCGAUUGGUUAAAGCAAAGGAGGCGUGACACAGUUCUGCGCUCUGAUUGGUUAAACCGUAUCUUAACCUAAAGGCGUAUGCUAUUUUGACAUUAGUUUUGCAUGUGAAGUUUUUUGCUUGCUAACUUUUCAUCUCUUGGGUUUUAUAUCUAAAAACUAAGUUUGUAAAUGUUGUGUCGCGGUGUUAUGAGGGCUGUUCGUGCUUCUGCCCUGGGCUUGUUGUCCAGUCUUGCGCUGAAGGAGAGCAGUAUGUGUCUCAGGACACCGGUCAGCGUCCGCCUCUGCAGCAGCAGCAGCGAUGAGGAGAAAAUCAGCCGCUAUCCUGUGCCUUACAAGAAAAACCUGCCCUACGACAUUGUAGAGCUGAUGGAGGAGGUCGAAAUAAAGGGUGGUUUCCUUCCAAACGUCUUCAAGGUCCUCGCUCACCGUCCCGAAGAGUUUCGAGCUUUCUUCGCUUAUUAUAAUUUGCUCAUGAACAAAGAGACCGGUUUAUCAAAGGCAGAGCGGGAGCUGAUUGUGGUAGCAACCAGCGCUCAUAACAACUGCCUCUACUGCGUGGUAUCGCAUAGUGCACUACAUCGUAUCUACUCUAAGAAGCCCACGGUAGCUGAUCAGGUGGCAGUGAAUUAUAAAGUCGCAGAUAUUACUGCACGGGAGCGAGCCAUGCUGGACUUUGCCAUGAUCGUGUGUCGCAGUGAGACAUUGACCGACGAACACUUCAGCUCACUGGAGGCUCACGGAUUUGAUCCAGAGGAUAUUUGGGACAUCGCUGCCAUCGCUGCCUUCUUUGCCCUGUCUAACCGCAUGGCCCAUCUCACAGACAUGAGACCUAACACAGAGUUUUAUAACCUAGGCAGAGUGCCUCGAGACAAAUGUCCACCAGACACAGAGAACAACAAGCUGUAGAGCAGAGCACUGCUGUGGUCAGAGAUAUCACAGACCAAACCGUAGUGUCACUGUUAUUUUUAUUGAACUCCUAACAUAUUCAACCAAUAAAAUGAAUCAUUCUCAAAUCUAGACAUUUUGUUUAAUGUUAUAAAAGCAUUAAUAAUGCCAGAGAUAUUUCAGAAAACCAUAUAAUGCUAUUCAUUUUCUGUGGUAUCAUUAUUACAUUAAAAAACGAUCCAAAUCCUUUUCUGUCCAAUUCCUCAUAGUUUUUCGGGUCAAUUGCAACCAGAUAAAUGCGUAUCGUAUAUUUGACAUCUCUGACCGUAAAAAAAACUGAGCUGUGAAAUAUACAGCAAAAUUUUAAGCCCUAUUCAGACGGGAUUAGUGUUACAUGGGUAGACAGGGUUGUAUUUCUGGAAUCCUAUUCUCUCAUUGGGUCUUUAGAUCAUCAGUCGUUGUUUGUGUAAAUAUUUGUCAAGUUGAACUAAAAAAUGUUUCCGGGUUACCAAAAGUUUCGAAAAAACGCUGAUUUUCUAAGUACUUAAGUAUAGAUAUUUCAAGGACAUAUAGAGUUUAAAACACAUUCGUGAUUAUAGCUCAUUUGCAUAUGGUGACACCCACAAAACUCCAUAAAGUUAUUAGGGAUUUGAUUUAGAUUUUUAUGCCAAUUAAAAUAUUGAUUAGUGUACAAUGCAUUAGCGUUUGUUUACGGCUAACAGCCAUGCACAAGCAGCCCUUUGGCUUUGUGUUGCCUCGCUUUCUUUCUUUUUUUAGAUUAAUGCCAACAAUAUGAAACUACUGUAGGAUUUUUUGAAGUCCUUGAUCCUAGUGAACUAGCAUGAAAUGUUUUUGUUCUAGAGUCCAAUGCACUUCUAUCAGUAAGAUCACUCUAUAUAAAAGUCUCUGAUAAAUAAUAAAUGUAAUAAAAUAAAAAUUAGAUCAAAUAAAAUUAAAAAGUUUAUGCUCGAUAAAUGUUAAGCAAGGGCUUCAGAGUGCUUUAGGUUUUUGUAUAAUACUGAUACAGUCAGAUGAUAUAACAGCUUUUAAGUAUCUUAUGUUAAUUUUUUAACAUUGUUUAUUCUCUGUAUUUUUCUAUAAUUGGUUUCUUCUUAAACUAAGCAGAUUUGUAAGACUAGGCAAAAAACUGUACAUUUUAUGACCUCCUAUAAUAUCUAUCAGAAUUUUCUAUUAUCUAUUCAGAAUUAAUGUAAUAUCUGAAUAAACCCUGAUCUAUUCUCAAUACGUCUUGUACUGUUAAAUAAUGAGGGUGGAAGUGGAAGUAUGAUAACAGCAGAGGGAGACAUCUCAUUGUUAGCCUUUGCACUUUGGUUCUAUUCUGUAUGUGUGAUUUUAAUGUUCUUGCAGAAAACUGUGUGAAUGUUUGUGUGUAUCUGGAAUUCAAGAAUAAUAUUUAAGUCUAAACUUAUUAAAAGCAAAUUAAAGGA
Tachysurus fulvidraco (yellow catfish) is the source of this 2366-nucleotide messenger RNA. RefSeq lists its product as uncharacterized. The record is from RefSeq and is a predicted model, not a curated record. NCBI's taxonomy places the organism in Eukaryota, Metazoa, Chordata, Actinopteri, Siluriformes, Bagridae. Gene Ontology annotation, molecular function: peroxiredoxin activity. The coding region runs from base 202 to 939 and encodes 245 amino acids. The transcript has 5 exons.